AAGGAACUGGAGAAGGAGGAGGAGGAAGAGCAAGACCAGGAGAAAGAACUGGAGAAGGAGGAGCAGGAGGAGCAAGAAGAAGAGCGGGAGAAUGAAGAGGAGGCAGACAAGAAAGAGGAGGAGGAAGAAGAGAAAUACAAAGAGCAGGAGAAGGAAUGGGAGCAGGAAGAAUACCAAGAAGAGGAGGAGGAGGAGAAGGAAAUGGAGGAGGAGAGGGGAGAGGAGCAGGAGAGGGAAAAAGAGGAGGAG
Messenger RNA from Heterocephalus glaber (naked mole-rat), 249 nucleotides. NCBI's taxonomy places the organism in Eukaryota, Metazoa, Chordata, Mammalia, Rodentia, Bathyergidae. The record is from RefSeq and is a predicted model, not a curated record.